Messenger RNA from Clupea harengus (Atlantic herring), 5958 nucleotides. It is a transcript of the gene grik2, whose product is annotated as glutamate ionotropic receptor kainate type subunit 2. Gene Ontology annotation, biological process: monoatomic ion transport. Gene Ontology annotation, molecular function: ligand-gated monoatomic ion channel activity; signaling receptor activity. NCBI's taxonomy places the organism in Eukaryota, Metazoa, Chordata, Actinopteri, Clupeiformes, Clupeidae. The record is from RefSeq and is a predicted model, not a curated record. Gene Ontology annotation, cellular component: membrane.
ACUGAUGCGCUUUCCUCUGUUGUCUCCUAAAACUGAUGUUACCUCACCCUCGUUAAAUAACCACUUUUCUACAAAUUCCAUUUGUUACUGUAAUUCAGAACAAUCGCUUGAUUUAACUGCAAACUGUCUCACUGGAAAAGAUCAAUUAAUGCAUUUUCUUCACGAAGGAGAACUCGUGUGUGACAACAGUCCACCUUUAACUGUGCGCUCCAGAGAUCUCUGGUCUCUAUGUCCCCUGUUGCUUUAAGCAGUACGUUUUUUUGUCCAACAGGAGGCGUGUCUUCACCGCGUCCAGAGCGCUCGGAGACGCGAGUCUGAGGGAACCGAAUCGGCUGCGCUAUCGGAACAAAUGAACUACUUUCUACGCCUGUCGUGACACUUACCAUCUUAUUCUGCCUUUGCUUGUCGAAGACCGCCCGCAAAUGGAUUUCUCUCGGAUUUUCUGAGCCUAACAUGGAUGCCCCGCUCGCUGAGUCGGAAGGUUGUUUCUUGGCGCAGUAAGACGGACACGCGGAGCUUGCUAAUGGAUCCGUGGAGUGAAUGCCCUCUCUCCGUCUGACCAUGCCGUGAUCCUGUGCGAGGGCCGUCACCCUGCUUUACGUCAAAAAAGAAGAAUUUCGGAGGAAUAUAAAGAUCCAGGGAAUAACAUUUGUGAGCAUUACAGACAUCAUGAAGAUUACCUCCCCACUAACUAAUGCGAGAUUCAGGUGCACCGUCAGGCUUCUACUGCUGCUAUUAUUAUGUGUGGGAUAUUCACGCGGAAUGCCACAUGUUUUAAGAUUUGGGGGGAUAUUCGAAUCCAUCGAAAGUGGUCCGUCAGGUUCUGAGGAACUUGCCUUUAAGUUUGCUUUAAACACAAUCAACAGGAACAGAACUCUCCUGCCAAACACGACACUCACGUACGACAUCCAAAGGAUAAACAUUCAUGACAGCUUUGAGGCCUCCAGGAAAGCAUGUGACCAGCUCUCGCUGGGUGUGGCGGCCAUCUUUGGCCCCUCGCACAGCUCCUCGGCCAAUGCGGUGCAGUCCAUCUGUAACGCUCUGGGCGUCCCCCACAUCCAGACCAAGUGGAAGCACCAGGUGUCCGACAACCGGGACUCGUUCUACGUCAGCCUCUACCCGGACUUCUCCUCGCUCAGCCGAGCCAUCCUGGACCUGGUGCACUUCUUCAAGUGGAAGACCGUCACGGUGGUCUACGAUGACAGCACAGGUCUCAUCCGGCUACAGGAGCUCAUUAAAGCCCCCUCCCGAUACAACAUCCGGUUAAAAAUCCGGCAGUUGCCAGGGGACACGAAGGACGCCAAACCUUUGUUGAAGGAGAUGAAGCGGGGGAAGGAGUUCCAUGUCAUCUUCGACUGCGGCCAUGAGAUGGCUGCUGGGAUUCUGAAGCAGGCUCUCUCCAUGGGGAUGAUGACAGAGUAUUACCACUACAUCUUCACCACACUGGACCUGUUUGCCCUGGACGUGGAGCCAUAUCGCUACAGUGGCGUGAACAUGACAGGCUUUAGGAUCCUGAACACCGAGAACAGCCAGGUGAACGCCAUCAUGGAAAAGUGGUCUAUGGAGCGCCUGCAAGCCCCGCCCAAACCCGACUCCGGUCUGCUGGACGGCUUCAUGACGACGGAUGCCGCCCUGAUGUAUGACGCGGUCCAUGUGGUGGCGGUGGCUGUGCAGCAGUCGUCCCAGAUCACCGUCAGCUCACUGCAGUGCAACCGGCACAAGCCCUGGAGGUUCGGAAACCGCUUCAUGACGCUCAUCAAGGAGGCCCACUGGGAUGGCUUGACCGGGAGGAUUAACUUCAACAAAACCAACGGCUUGAGGACAGACUUCGACCUCGACGUCGUCAGCUUAAAGGAGGAAGGCCUUGAGAAGGUUGGGACGUGGGAUUCUCCCACCGGACUGAACAUGACUGACAAUCAGAAGGGGAAAACCACAAACGUCACAGACUCUUUAUCCAACCGCUCCCUAGUCGUCUCCACCAUACUGGAGGAGCCCUACGUGAUGUUCAAGAAGUCAGACAAGCCACUGUAUGGGAACGACCGCUUCGAGGGCUACUGCAUUGACCUGCUCCGUGAGCUUUCGAUCAUCUUGGGGUUCACCUACGAGGUGCGCCUGGUGGAAGAUGGGAAAUAUGGCGCCCAAGAAGAGACCACCGGCCAGUGGAACGGCAUGGUGCGAGAGCUCAUUGACCACAAAGCUGAUCUUGCAGUUGCUCCACUGGCCAUCACCUACGUGCGGGAGAAGGUCAUCGACUUCUCCAAGCCCUUCAUGACGCUGGGGAUAAGUAUUCUCUACCGCAAGCCCAACGGCACCAACCCCGGGGUCUUCUCCUUCCUCAACCCCCUCUCACCUGAUAUCUGGAUGUAUAUUCUGCUGGCUUACUUGGGUGUCAGUUGUGUGCUGUUUGUCAUAGCCAGGUUUAGCCCCUACGAGUGGUAUAACCCGCACCCGUGCAAUCCGGACUCGGAUGUGGUGGAGAACAAUUUCACCCUGCUUAAUAGUUUCUGGUUCGGAGUUGGAGCUCUCAUGCAGCAAGGCUCAGAGCUCAUGCCCAAAGCCCUUUCCACCAGGAUAGUAGGAGGCAUCUGGUGGUUCUUCACCCUCAUCAUCAUCUCGUCUUACACUGCCAACCUGGCCGCCUUCCUCACCGUGGAGAGGAUGGAGUCGCCCAUUGACUCCGCCGAUGACCUGGCCAAGCAGACCAAGAUUGAGUAUGGCGUGAUAGAGGACGGAUCCACCAUGACUUUCUUUAAGAAAACCAAGAUCUCCACGUACGACAAGAUGUGGGAGUUCAUGAGCAGCCGGCGGCACUCGGUGAUGGUGAAGAGCAUGGAGGAGGGCAUCCACCGCGUGCUCACGUCCGACUACGCCUUCCUCAUGGAGUCCACCACCAUAGAGUUUGCCACGCAGCGCAACUGCAACCUCACGCAGAUCGGAGGCCUCAUCGACUCCAAGGCCUAUGGAGUGGGCACCCCCAUGGGCUCUCCGUACCGGGACAAGAUCACCAUUGCCAUCCUGCAGCUGCAGGAGGAGGGGAAGCUGCACAUGAUGAAGGAGAAGUGGUGGCGUGGCAACGGUUGCCCGGAGGAGGAGAACAAGGAGGCCAGCGCCCUGGGCGUGCAGAACAUCGGCGGCAUCUUCAUCGUGCUCGCCGCCGGCCUCGUCCUCUCCGUGUUUGUGGCCGUCGGCGAGUUUCUGUAUAAGUCCAAACAAAACGCACAACUUGAAAAGCGCUCCUUCUGCAGUGCCAUGGUGGACGAACUGCGGGUGUCCCUCAAGUGCCAGCGUCGCCUCAAACACAAGCCCCAGCCGCCCGUCAUGGUCAAGACGGAGGAGGUCAUUAACAUGCACACAUUCAACGACCGAAGACUGCCAGGCAAAGAAACCAUGGCCUGAAACAAACAAACAAACAAACACACAAACACACGAGCAAACAAACAAACAAACAAACACAAAACAGAUAAAAAAAGCUGGACACUCAAUUUUGCGGGAGUGGGAAGCAGAGAGGGAGGGGCCAGGAGAGAGGGAGGGGUUUUAAUGGCUCAUGUUUUGGAGGGUAUUUUGUUUUGUUUUCAUUUCAUUUUUUUUUUUUAGUUUGGAUUUGUUGGAGUUGCUGGGUUGGGGGGUUGUGAAGGGGUGGGUCGUUUGCUGUAAAAACUAACUGUUGCAUUGUGGUUUAGAUUAGUCAUGGUGUUUUACGAAAUAGACAUGAGAUGGUGGGAAAGGGGAUUGAGGGGGUUGUAAAUUAUUUCCUGUGGAAAUAACUUGAGUUUGGGGGGAGGGGUGGGGGGUGGGGGGUGGGGGGGGGCUCUCCUGCCAAAAAAGGUAAGGGUCUACCAGGGUGGUGAGUAGUACCAGGAUUCAGGCAGACUAAUGUAGGGGAACACAUUGAAGUGUGCAGAGGUACAUAGAUGACAUACCAGGGGCUGAGUUUGGAGUGACACUUUUAUUUCAAAGUGCUUUAACUUUGGACAGGUGAUUAUGUUACUUUUUCAACCAAUGGAACUCAGCUGUCCUCCAACCACAGAGGCCACUAGGAAAGAGGCCAGUUGAGCAUCACCAAGACAGGAGACAAACACACACACACACACACACACACACACACACACACACACACAUACACACACACACAAAAAGGGAACACACUCUACACCAAGGCAGGUCGAUGUGUUUAUCACAGAGCUUAGAGCGAAGGAGAAAUGCAUCUGUUCAUUUCAUUUAUUUUCAAUGUUUUUUUUCUUUCAUAUUAGGUUUGUUAUUGAGGUUUAAACUAAAUAAGCUAGCCAGGCCCAAAUUAUUUAGUAGCUGGAAGUGCAGAGUAGGGUGGAACAGCUGCAGAUGUACAACAUCCAAUUGAUUAAUCACAAUGACUGCUGAUGAAGGCAGAACAGGAACACACAACACAUCCAUCAGGCAAUAAAUGACUUUUAUUCCAUGGUGUUUCUGAUUACUAACACUUUUUUUAAAAACCAUAUGAACUGGGUAGGUGGGGGUGGGGUGGGGUGGGAUAAGAUGGGAUGAUGUAUUUUUCACCAAAUUUCUGACUAAAUAACUAAAUAUAUCUAUAUAUGUAUACAGACAGGUGGAAGAUGUGCAGAAAGAGAUUACAGAGGUAGAACAGCAGUAGUUCAGUUGUGUCUAAGAUGCUUUUUAGGUCGACCAUCAACUCAUAGGCAGCCAGUUGUCUGGGCCGCACCCACCGGCAUGAGUCUCCCAGGGGAGCCUGCAGAUGCAGUGUGGUGGCUGAGAGUACGGCAGGUUAUAAAUACGGUUUAGACGAGAGAGGUGUAAGACCACGCACAUACAUGUCAUCAAAAGUCGUCACAGUGGUCACAAUGUAUUUAUUUGAGUAUUUAUUCUUUUUUUUACUUAUGAAUUUGUUAUUUAUCCUUUCGUGGAUUGCCAAGCAACAGCUAAGGGACACACCUCAUUUGAGCUAUUGUAACUGUGUAUGUUAUCUUUUUUGUUUUGAUGAUGUUCUUUUUGUUUUUGGCUUUGUUCUCAUGCAUUCUGUUUUUUGGUUUCAGCUCAAUGUCAGAUUUGUUUUUUGUACUGUUUUUUUUGUGAUUUUUAAGUUAACAAGAAGAAUUAUCACAUUACCUUGUGCAAAUGCAAGUAUUUCUAUGGAUUAAAAAAAGUUUUGUACUAAGAGAGAAAAAAAAAAAAACAUGAAAAAUUUUGUAAUAAUUUUUAUUGACACAAGAAGAGAGAAAAAAUAAUCACUUUGGGGCAUCUACCUGCCUCAGAUGGGGGGGCCCCUCACUGUUUCCCCACACCAGAGCAUGAGGCCGCAGGAGUCGAGGACCAUCACCACACGCUCCACCCAAAUAUCAAAACGGACCCAGCUCCCUUCAGAAUUGGACACACACGUCUUGGACCAUGGAGAACUAGGCUCCACAACCGAAACCACCUCCCGGAUCCAUGCAGAGUGGCCUCCUUGGAUCGCUAACUACCCUCAAGACCCCACUGGGGAGGGGGGGAGGGGUGUAUUGGCGGAAAGAAUGCCCACUUGGGCUAAUUAGACACACACAUUUUGGACAAAACCUAUUUUUAUUGUGUAUAGGAAUCAUAUUUAAAAGAAAGAUAUUUUUACUUGGGGCAAAAUAAUACAACAGAUGAUGAUGAUAAUGAUGAUAACGAUUAUUAUGAUGGUGGUGGUGAAAAAUGAAUAAAAUAGGAUAUCUAUAUAUAACACACAGUUAAGAAGAAGAAGAAGAGACUGCCAGCAUUGCUUAUCAUUCUAAACCCCCCAACCCAAUCCCCCAUAGACUGCUAGACCUCAGUGCUGAGACAUUGUGUGUUAAUGGUUUCCAAUGGAUAAAGAUGUAUUUAAAGAUUUCAAAAAUACUACACUAAUUUUGACCAUGUUGUGAAAAUACGAAAAUGGAGUGCACUCAGUUUACUGUCUGAAGUUGAUGCACAAGUUUAAAGAAAAAUCAUUAAAAAAACUCCACUACA